GCCGCCUGCCGUCGUAGAAGCAUCUCUGUGGCGGCGUCGAAUACAGAGGUGCUCAAACAUGGCAACUGAAUGCAUAGAAAAUGCUCUCCAAACAAUAUGUCAAGGAAACCAAAAGUUUACCUUCAGUAUUUAUAAGAUUCUCUCAGAAGUCAAAGGUAACCUGUUUUUCUCCCCAACAAGCAUGCAGGUAAUUUUAGCUCUUGUACAUCUUGGUGCAAAGGGUAACACUGCUCAGGAGAUUGCAGAUGGCUUAUGUCUUCCAUCUGAUAAGGAGACUAUUGAGAAUGGAUUUAGAGAAUUAACAAAUUGUUUGCAGGGGUCUGAUGACAUAGUGCUUGAAUUAGCCAACAAGGUUUAUGCACAAGCAAGUUUUCCAAUUAAAGAAGAGUUCAGAGCAUCUGCUGCAAAAUUUUUUGCUGAAGCUGAAGAAGUUGAUUUUAUCAAUGAAACAGAGAAAUCUAGAGUAAAAAUCAAUGAGUGGGUAGAGAAAAAGACAAACAAAAAGAUAACAGAGUUGUUCCCUGAAGGUUCUUUGAGCCAGAUGACACGCCUGGUGCUUGUAAAUGCAAUAUACUUUAAAGGCCUGUGGGGUAUCCCAUUCAAGAAAGAUGACACAUCCCCCAUGCCUUUCCAUGUUUCUGCAACUCAGAAGAAAACUGUAGAUAUGAUGAAACUAAAGAAAAACUUUAUGUAUACAGAGGCAAAACAACUUCAAGCUCAAGUUUUGAAGCUCAAUUACAAGGGGAGCCAGUUGAGCAUGGUGAUACUCUUGCCAAAGAAGAAUAAUGGUCUUAAGAAAUUAGAAGCAAAGCUUGCAUCUUUGAAUCUAGCUGAUAUUCUGGAUGAAAUGUGUGAAGUUAAAGUGGAGGUCUACUUACCCAAAUUCAAACUGGAACACAAAAUAGAUCUGAGAGAUACUUUGGAGAAACUUGGUAUGAAGACUAUGUUUGAUCCAUGUAAAGCAGAUCUCACAGGUAUAAGUGACUCACAACCCGGCCUUGUUGUUAGCCGCAUCUUGCACAAAGCUUUCAUAGAAGUAAAUGAGGAAGGCACUGAAGCUGCAGCAGCAACUGGUGGUGACAUUAUUCUACUGUCUCUGCGAACAACUAUACCUCGCCCUGUUGUGUUCAAAGCUGAUCAUCCAUUCCUGUUUCUGCUCAUAAGUAUUGUUAACAAAGCUAUCCUUUUUAUUGGAAGAGUUCAGGAUGUAGAAUCAAGCAAUCCAGAAGUUCUGGGCCCUACCAGUAGCUGUCAGUAUCUGUGACAUGGGUCCCUGUAAGAUCAUGAGCAAUAGUCCUCACCAAGAGACUUUUGGUUAAGCACAAGAAAAACCUCUUGCAGUUGAGUUUGUAAACUGACUGCUGCAGCUCACUUAACUGCUAUAAUGCUGCUUUGACAAUGGGUGUAAAUCUGCAUUUUUAUAAUAACUGUCAAUUUUCAAGACCUGUUGCUAUGGUUCAACUGGCCAUGUAUCUCAGAUGGUGAUUGGCAGUUACGAAUACUGAAAGAAGAAGUCAAGACAGUCUUUUGAAUGUAAUGAUGAGCUUUGCAAAUUAAACUGAUACAGAGUGUGUAUUACAAAUACUGGUAUAAGACUGCACUACAAAAACACAUGCAAGACUGAGAGCAAACUGAGAGCCAAGUGGCUUUUGCCUUGUCACUUGAAUACAAUACCAGUAACAGUUUACAUAAUAUACCAUUAUUACAAAACAUCUUUUUCCUCAAAUUACAGUUAAACUUUAUAUGUUUUCCUGCCAGUUCUGUGUGGCCUAAAUUGCAGAAUUAUAUAAAGAGUUUCUUCGGGUAAUAAUAUUACAAACUGUACAAAUAAUCCUUGACAAAUUAUCCUUGACAGUAAUAUUGUUAACUAAUAUUUGAAUUGUUACUAAUAUGAGUUGUGUUUUACUGGACAUGUGACUUUUGCUGUAUAAGAUUAUCACAGUUAAAAAACAAGAAUGUUUAAAUGUUGACAAUAAUUAGGUUAUUUUGAAAACAACUAAUUACAUAAUUAAAUGAGCUGUGUGACACCUAACCUACUUAAAUAUGAAAUAUAAGUGCAUUAAAGUUGAUACUGUUACAGAUUCACAUAUAAACAAGGUUCACACCUAGCAAGUGCUGUUCAUGACAUUGGUUACAUAAUUUAUGGUUGCUGUUGUACAUAAUAUUGGUAUUGAAAUUUAGGGUUCAUGUGGUAUCAUAUGGUUCUGCAUCCAUCACCAACUCAGUCAUAUUUUAAAUUUCACAGUAAUGUUUUCUGCAAUUUGUAAUUGAUGGUGUGCUCAGACAAUGUCAUUUGCUUUAGUGGUUUUCAACUACUAAUUCUUCACUUAUGUCAUACUUGAAGUGUUUGGUAACAAGAAAAGUGGCAGUUCUGUAAGAAAGGAUACUGCCAUUUUUACAUGAAUUUUUAGUUUUAUUGCGAAUAAAAUUGACUGAAGUUCUUGUUUUCAUAAUAAAAAUCUCAAAAAAAGUGAAAGAAAUUUUGUUAUCUAUAUUAAGUACAAGCACAUGUGAUUUGUUAUAGUUCUGUCUGUUUCAUUUGGUUCAUUUUUUAUUCCUCUCUUCACAUGUCUGUGAUCCACUGUUGAUCUUUUAUUCAUUACUCUGACGACUAACUAACUAACUAAGCAUUAAAGAAACUAGUGCAACACGACUGUACAAGUAAUAGUGCACACAGCGCAUAAUGAGCUAAAGGAAAAGUAAUUUCGUAUUUUUCAGAAACUGGCAUCCAGUAUAUGUUUUACUAGGAAGAGUUCCCCCUCUCAUCAUAACACUAUUCAAGAACUAAAUGUGAGCUUUUCUCUUCUAUCAUUAUUUUUAUCAUUUUCCCAACCUGUUGUGGUUUACUAGUCAUCUGCAUACCAGUUAUUAUAUAAUUUUAAUGAUAGAUUGCCUCCUUUGCUUUUGGGCACUGACAAAUACAGUUGUAAUUAACCUUUAACUGCUCACCUCAAACCUUUGUUCUAUGUGGGCAUGACAACCAACACACUGUCUGUUUCCAUGAAUGGCCAAUGACAAACUGUGGGCAAGAAACAGCUGGACCAACCAGUUGCUGAAUACGCUGCCCUAGACAGUGUUUUUCACUUUGAUGACUGCUUCACAGCCUAUGCCACAUGGAUUCUUCCUACCAACACCAGCUUUUCUGAACUGUGCAGGUGGAAACUCUCCCUGCAAUAUAUCCUACAUUCCCAUAACCCUUCUGGUCUCAACCUUCAUUAAUCAUUGUCCUUACCCACCUAUCUCCUUCCUGUUCCCACUCCACAGCCUUCUCCUCCACAAGU
This is a messenger RNA of Schistocerca cancellata (South American locust), 3281 nucleotides long. Its product is annotated as serpin B6-like. NCBI's taxonomy places the organism in Eukaryota, Metazoa, Arthropoda, Insecta, Orthoptera, Acrididae. The record is from RefSeq and is a predicted model, not a curated record. The transcript has 10 exons. The coding region runs from base 59 to 1264 and encodes 401 amino acids. Gene Ontology annotation, molecular function: serine-type endopeptidase inhibitor activity.